AUCAAAUAUCAACUGCCAACUUAUUAUUGACAAUAUUUAUGUCACUGUCAAACAAUUUGCUAUUUCCACUUCUCUUUGUUGACAAAUAUUGUGUAUUAUUGAUUUAGACUAUUAAUGGACAUAUUACUCAUACGAGAUCUCUCACAGUAAUUUUACGUAUUGGCCACUGUGACCUUUAAAAUCACUUAACAAAAUGUGUGAUGUACUACAAUCUGUAAAAGAACAAUUAGUUGAUAUUGAAAAUGAAUGUAUCUCUCCAUGUGUAAAGCUUGAUGAUAUGUAUAAUGCAGCUGAGCCUUGUCUACAAAAUAUGCCACUGGAGAUUAUAUUAAAAAUAUGCUCAUAUUUAGAUGCAAAUUUUAUAAAAAAUAAUUUGAGCAAAGUAUGUCAGAGAUUUAAUGACAUUUUAGACGAUAUAAGUCUUUGGAAGUAUAGAGCUAGUUGUAAAAUGAGGGGAUGUUUUCCUCCUUUAUUUAAUUUGGACAGCUGGAAAGAAGAUGAUGUUGACUGGACUGAUAUGUGCAUUGAAAUGGAAGCUGAGAGAAAUAAAUGGUGCAAUGUGGAUAAAACAACAAAACACCUUGUCAUAAAAGAUGUUCAUUAUGCAUCUGUUGAUGCAGUUAUUUUGGUGAAUAAAGGUCAAACAUGCAUUUCUGGUGGUAGAGACAGAUGUUUAGCUCUUUGGAAUGUAUUAGAUAUACAAAUAGAUGACAAUAUUGAUACAGUGUUAACAGAUCUCAAACCAACAAAAAUUAGACAUGAUGCUCAUGCUGGUUGGGUGUGGGACUUAGCCACGGUAGAUGUGGAUUCAGCUAACACUGUGUAUUCUGCAUCCUGGGACAACACUGUCAAAGCAUGGGAUAUUAAUUGUGGCUUUGAGUGCAUAGAAACAUUCAAUUGUAGUAUGUCUGCCCUUUCCGUGGUUGCAUAUGGAAAUAAUGUUAUGGCUGGUUUAUAUUCUAAAAAAAUAUUGACAUUUGAUAUUCGAUGUGGUCCCAAUCCUACUAAUGUAUACAAGCCACAUAGGGGUCCAAUUUUGGCCUUAACAACUCAUAAGAAUCAAAUUGCGUCUGUAAGCGAGGACAAAACAUUAGCAAUAUUUGACAGUGUAGCUGGGAAAGUACUGAAAACUGAUAUAAAAAUGCCGUCAGAGAAAGCAUACCCAGUGAGCUUGAGUUGGAAUACAUAUGCAAUGUAUAUUGGCGAUUCGAAAGGAUGUCUUCAUCUUUUUGAUCCUAAUAACCACAACUGUGUUAGGACACAUGAGUUGUGGCAAGAAGCCUCUAUAACCGAACCUUCAAAUAGAAUAGCAGGUUGCCACCAGGGUGACGGGACUUUGAUUGCAUGUUCAGAUAGAGGUGAAAUCAAAUUUUUGUACAAUUCAAGUCCGCCGACAGAGUAUAAAAGUAUGCAAACUAGCACUGUGGAUGUUACACAGUUGCAGUAUCUGAAUGGAAUCUUAGCUGUUGGAACAUGUGAUUCAGCUCUCGAGUUUUGGAUACCCAAUGAACAAUUGAAGUACAACAACUUAUAAACAAUUUUACAAUUAGAUAAUAACAAUUUAUUGAAAGCAUAAUAUAAAAAAUAUAAUAACUUAUUAACUCGAAGCUUCCUAACUUUAUAUUAUGACGUUUUAAUUGUUGAACAAGUGGUAAUGAAACUAUGUUAAAGCAUAAUAUUUUUAUACUCAAAACCGCUAAAACAACAACUUAAUCCGUAAAAUUAAAUAAAUAAAAAAAGGUAAAUUCACACAAUUAUUGGGAAAAUCAUCAGUUAGGAAAGGAGACACAAAACCCUAUGAAUACUCCUCUAUAUUUAUUUCUUCUGCAACAUUCCUUAAACAAUUUAUUACAUAUUUGUUUCAACGAAGUAAAUGCACACAACUAAUGUUGAAAAAUUAAGCGCAUAAAAUUUAUAAUCUAAAAAAAUCACAAAUAUUUUAUUGCCUAAAUAAAACCUAGCCAGUAAUU
This is a messenger RNA of Vanessa tameamea, 1970 nucleotides long. RefSeq names its product F-box/WD repeat-containing protein 9-like. Gene Ontology annotation, molecular function: protein binding. The transcript has 6 exons. Bases 194 to 1534 code for a protein of 446 amino acids. NCBI's taxonomy places the organism in Eukaryota, Metazoa, Arthropoda, Insecta, Lepidoptera, Nymphalidae. The record is from RefSeq and is a predicted model, not a curated record.